CCCACUACCUCAAUGCCUCCAACAAAUGAUCCUGUAUCCACACCAACUGUUCCAACACCUGAUAAACAACAACAUGAUCAGGAAAGCCAUGUUCCUACUGAUCAUAUCAAAGUAUCAGAUGAUAUUGUCAGUGGGAACGUCUGCAAAAAAGCUACAGCUAUGGAUGAUCCUAUUUUUGACAAGACUCCAAAAUCUAAUGCUCCCACAACAGACAAGCCUGCUGAUCCUAAGUUAACACCAAAAAUAAAUAGUGAAGGACAAAAAUCUGUUACACAUGAUACUCCUGUAUCUGGUGCACCUCUGUUUGAUAAAACCCCGUUGACAGAUGUCAGACAUGUUGCAACUACUGACCUGGUUGCAAAGGAUAGUUCCUGUAAAGACGCAGUCGCUGAACAUCCCCACGUGUCACGUGAAGACUGUGCUCGCAACCUGCUUAAGUUCAUUUUGUCAGGACAACUAGAUCCGAGCAUGUCUAUCAUUAAUUUUGGAGGAUUUGGAGGGUCUGUACUUGAUGUUGUCCAGUCGUUUGGUCCCAACAAAUGUCUUGAGAAUACUUUCAUGCAGGGAUUUAUCGACUGUAUUCGUCAGGAUGAUGUUUUAUACAAUCCAGAUUCUGUAAUCAACACUCUAAUACUGAACGUCAACGUUGGGACCGUUUUGAAUAUUGAGGAGUUUGAACAACACAGUUCAAAUCCACAACCCUUCACAACAACCCUUCUUAAAGAACAUCUUGAACCGACCCUACCUUCAGAUGAUGUUCUAAACCAGAUUAAAUUGAUACUGGUUCCUAUGCUACGCCGAGGCCACUGGACCCUUUAUGCAAUCAAUUUUGAACGUCGUCGCAUAGACAUCUUAGAUUCAAACCCUUAUGGUACAUUGCUUGGAGGCACUACAUGGAAACAAAUCCAUAAUGAUCAAAUGAUGAUAAAUGGAACGAAGAUACCUUGGUCCAGACUCAUAAUGAGAAGACUUAGCAUUGCCUUACAUGAAGCUCGACCUGAGUCAACUGUACCAAAGUUUGGCAACUACAAGAUUGGGCUUCUUCCCAACUGUCCAACCAUGACACCAGGGUCAAAUGAUUGUGGUUUUUUUGUUGCAAACUUCCUCCGCUACUACGAUUUUGAUGAUGGUGACUUAUCAGAAUUUUAUACUCCGGAUGAACCAUUGGACCAACGUGCCUUUGUUCUGCAUUACCUUACCUUUCAUCGCAACAACAUGGUUGCCCCCCUUCCUGCAGAACUGUUGCCUUUCAAGUAUUCUCCAAGGAGGCGCCGCUGUUUGAAAGCCAAGACUUAG
Molecule: messenger RNA, 1296 nt
Organism: Zea mays
Lineage: Eukaryota; Viridiplantae; Streptophyta; Magnoliopsida; Poales; Poaceae
Exons: 9
Coding region: 13-1296 (427 amino acids)
Biological process (GO): proteolysis
Molecular function (GO): cysteine-type peptidase activity
Source: RefSeq, a predicted model, not a curated record